Synchiropus splendidus (mandarinfish) is the source of this 4883-nucleotide messenger RNA. It is a transcript of the gene slc39a14, whose product is annotated as solute carrier family 39 member 14. Gene Ontology annotation, cellular component: membrane. The transcript is spliced from 10 exons. The record is from RefSeq and is a predicted model, not a curated record. Gene Ontology annotation, biological process: intracellular zinc ion homeostasis; zinc ion import across plasma membrane. Gene Ontology annotation, molecular function: zinc ion transmembrane transporter activity. Bases 411 to 1943 code for a protein of 510 amino acids. NCBI's taxonomy places the organism in Eukaryota, Metazoa, Chordata, Actinopteri, Syngnathiformes, Callionymidae.
UCGACGUCACCAGCUCCUCGUCCACGCCGCCGCUGCUCUGUUUGAAUGGCAGGAAUAGUGACAGAACCUGAACACACCGGCGACAUCCCGUUGCCAACGUCGAACACUUUUAUUCAACUACGCGACACAUUUAUGGAUGUCUAAGACCAGAGAGUCACUGCUGUGCGGAAGAGUUAGCAUCAAGUCUUCCUUUCUUUCUUCUGGAGCAUCACCGGUCCAGUGCACUGCUGAAGCUUGGCUGCUGUCUUCAAGAAUUUGUUGUACUCCCAUUUCCUCCCUAACCCGUGGGCAUCAAUCCAUUCACUCUAAGCCCUCAGACUGACAUACAGACCCAGGAGUUUUCUGCACCACCAGCCAUCAGUAGAGAGUCUGUUGGAUAAGAACAACAUCCUUUGGCCAUUCAGGACAUCAUGCACAUCUGGUCCAGUCAUGGCUGCACGUCCUCCAUCUUCACCCUGUUCCACUCAGUCGUCUUCCUGUUGCUGGCUGCACUACUGUGCCCUGGGGGCCUGGUGGCCAGUCAAGCAGAUACCCAGACACAGACCCCAGCAGAGGUGCUGCAGGACUUGCUGGACCGCUAUGGCGAUAACGGCACCAUCACCGUGCCGCAGCUGCGCUCCCUCCUUUCGCUCCUCAGCCAGGGCCAGGCGGCUGGAGAUCAUAGAAAUAGCAGCGUGGCAGAGACACCAACUAGUGUGACACCGAAACUGAACAGCUCCAAGUGUUUGUCUGCGGACAUUCUGGCCGUCUACAGCAUGGGUGAGCAGUCUCGCCUGGACGGUCAGGGUCUGCAGGAGCUGUGUCCUACCAUGCUGCAACAGUUGGACGCUGGAACCUGCAGGGCUCAGAAAGAGCAGCAGCUCAGUGACGAGACCUCUCCUCGACCCAGUGGUGGUGAAGUGUGGGGCUUUGCUUUCCUGAGCGUGACAUUGGUCAAUGCCUUCGCGCUCAAUGGAAUCUUGGUUGUGCCUCUGAUGAAGAUGCGCUGCAUGAAAUAUGCGCUGUCCUUUUUCAUCGCUCUCGCCAUCGGCACACUCUACUCCACCGCCGUCCUGCAGCUGCUGCCAGAGGCCUUUGGCUUUGACCCCUUGGUGGAUUUCUAUGUGUCCAAGAGUGCAGUAGUGUUUGGGGGCUUUUACCUCUUCUUCUUCACUGAAAAAAUCCUGAAAGUGCUUCUCAAACAGAAGAAUGGGAGCCACGGUCACAGUCACUACUCUCACGGCAAUCAUUACCCGACACCGGACCAGAACGGGGAGGAAGGUGAGAAGGAGAAGCUGCAGCAGAAUGGUGAAGCGAGUAAUCUAGCUCUGGGAAAAGUGGACGCUGGAGAGGGAGAGUUGAUGCUGAGUCCUGCGCAGACGCCACAGGAUGCAGAGAAUCCAGACAGUGCAGGGCACUCGGGACGUAGGGGAGGUGGAGGCUGCUAUUGGCUGAAAGGGACAAACUACUCUGACAUCGGCACUCUGGCCUGGAUGAUCACGCUGAGCGACGGCCUGCACAAUUUUAUAGAUGGCCUGGCCAUUGGUGCCUCCUUCACUGCCUCUGUCUUCCAGGGCAUCAGCACAUCGGUGGCCAUUCUUUGCGAAGAGUUUCCACACGAGCUUGGAGACUUUGUGAUUUUGCUGAACGCAGGCAUGAGCAUACAACAAGCCCUUUUCUUUAACUUCCUCUCGGCCUGCUGUUGCUACCUGGGCAUGGGUUUCGGCAUCCUGGCCGGCAACAGCUUCUCACCCAACUGGAUCUUCGCUCUUGCUGGCGGGAUGUUUCUCUACAUCGCCCUGGCAGACAUGUUUCCGGAGAUGAACGAGGUGAGUCGUGAGGAAGAGGACGCAGGCGGCAGCAGCUUCCUCCUCGCCUUUGCUAUCCAGAAUGCCGGGCUGCUGACGGGCUUUGCCAUCAUGCUCCUUCUCACCACCUACUCGGGACAGAUACAGCUGGGUUAGCCCUCGGUGCCACUGGAAAGCUGUUUGUUUUUUGCUUAAAAAGACUGAUAUCAGCAGGUUCUGGACAGAGCAAGCUACUAAAGUGGAAGUUGAUGGAAAACCCCUCAAAACUUGGCUUAUAUAAUAAUCCACUUGAUAUCAGGGAGUAGGCCUGAUGUGCGGCAGGUACGCACAACCGCUCCAUCAGUUCUCACAUGCAGUACAUGAAGAAUGGGUGGCAUCGGUUCUUGAACAAUGAUCCCCUUUAUUUUUGAGUGAAAGUGUGAGCUGUGAAGGUGAUUCCUCAAUUAGGAUGAAAGGCUUUCAAUGUUCCCUGUCAUUUUUGAUGUUCUGAGCGGAGCUGCAUCCACACUGCUAUCUUUUUGUCUCAGCUACUCUCCUGAGUCUUCCCUCUGUCCGAAGCUGGGAUUGUCUCCAGCCCAGUGUGAUCCUGGAGAACCACCUCUUUUUAGCAGGAUGCACCUGAAAUCCCUCAGAAGUGUCCUAUACACAUCCUAGUUCCUCCCUGCUGUAACUGUCCUUAGCUGGACUCAUGAGUCCUUGUUUUAAAAACAUCUUUUUAAUUAAAAAAAAUCUUUUUUGAUGGCAUCAUUAAGGGUGUUUCUGGAGCUUGUAGUUUUACAAUAAAACUUGGUAGUGUGGAUGCAGGCUGAGCAUCAUCAUACAAGUUAGUUCAUCAGAAGAUUCUGUGCUUGUUUCCGUUAUGCAGUGUGCUGGCAGCGGCCUCUGUUUUUAUGAUGGGAGACGGCGAUGAUCCUGAACCGAACAUGCAAUCCGUGGGAACCCCUCAGAACCUCACUGGACAGCAGCUGUUUUAGCUUGACUUUCUGAGGUUCCUAAUGAACCUGACUUGUUGAGGUUUAUUCUUCAGAAGCACAAUCAGGGAACGAUGGCUGUAUUCCUCAUGUUCUCAUGAAAGUUUGUUUCUUCUUCAGAAGACAUGUUUACCUCCUGCAUCUCUUUGCAUACCAAAAAGAAAUCUAGACCUGGAUGUAUAAGAACACUCUUCUAAUUGACCGUUGCUUGUUUAUGUUUCAUGUGUAUCCAUCUGAUGACCAAAAUAUGGGGAAGGGCUACCAUGGUUUGGGAAAAAUAAUGGAGAUUUAAAAGGGUCGGGCUCUGUUUUAAUACAUAAGAGUGGUAUAUAAACUCUUGAUUUAGGGUUUAGAACCCCAUUUCUCCAUACCACAUGUGCCCUUUACACUUGGUUUCAUACUUUACUGCCUUGACAUUACUAUUGUUUUUUUUUUUCAGUUAGUGGGGUUAGCAAUAACAUAUAUAUAGUACUUUAGAAAUGAGAUUAAAUUCUGUUUAAAUUAAGUUCUAAUUCAAACACAAAAAUUGAAUGGGUUUGGUGUUGCAUUGUUGAAUUUCUGUGUUGAUGAGAAAGGAGAAACUUACGGUACACAACAGUGUUCCAACCUGGAAGAGAAGUGUUGUUGUGUUGAAAGGAAGCCAUAAAUGGAUGCAACUUCUAAACUUCUGGAAAGACUGACAGGAGCUUAUGAACCUAUUGCCCGUUAUUAUGGCACUACGACUUGAGCUAAACUUUCCUAUCAAUAGUUGAAAUAAUCCAUUCAGAUUAUUUGAUACUGACAUGGCCACAUUAAAAAAAACAUCACUUUUUGCUGCUAUAGAUUUUGAAGAUCUAUAUGACAUAUAUUAUGUACAUGUACAUACGUCACUGAAUUCGCAGUAGGCUUUAAGUGGCUUUUGGAAACAAACAUUUUAUCUGUUGAGGAAGUGAGUGCUGUUUCUGUGGAGCCCACUUGUUUAUGUGACCUCAUGUUGACCUAUUUUCAUUGCAGUGUUUGAUAUCAACUUGCCUCAAAAGGUUUCUGCUCACACUUGGUUCAAGCAUAUCUUUUCAACUGACACAGUUGAAUAUUUUUUUGAAACUCAUUCUAAACUUGCCUACUGCUGGUAUCAUGACAGUUUCUGUGAAAUUGAUGGGAUUAAAAAAAAGCUUGUGAGGCUAAUUUAACAUCAACAAAGAUCAUCAUUGUAACUGAACUGCCUUCCACAUCAUCAGUGUCAUACUUAGCCAUAGAUUUGUUUUCACAUUGACUUUGGUAACUGGAAGCCAUGUUGGUCAUGACAACUGACGUUCGGUUCAUAUGUGUGGAGUCCAGCAAGUGAGACCGACUGUCGGAUCUGCUGCUUGAUGUUGUACUGAUGAAUCUGGGAUUAUUUAUAGUUGUUUGAGCCAUAAAAUAUUUAUUUUAUGCUUUAUUCCUGAAAAUAAGAAGUAGCUUAGCUUUAGACUACAAGCCAUGAAUGCAAGCAGAGAUAUUUUUGUUAGUUAGUUUUGAUCAUGUGUUUUGUGUCUGUUACAAUCCGAGUACGCACAAUAUUCAUGUAAACUCUCAAGAGAUUCCCUGACAGUUCGGGUGCAGAUCAAAACCCAUGUGGUAUAUGAGGUUUAAUUUCUGGAUCAUUACCGUGUUACUUAGAGAUUGACUCGGGUUAUCUCCAUGACAAUUGAAGUUAUGUUGCAUCACUUUGUAAAAAUGUAUUUACUGUAAUUACGGGACCUUUGCCCUGCAACGUGAGAAUCUUUUUUUAUAAACCUUCUUAAAAAAACUAAGCAAAGUGUCUUCUUUUUUUUCCUCACGCAUUUAUUGACGAGUGGACAUUAAACUGUGUUGUUUGUAUAUGCAUGCAUGGUUUACCUAUUUAACUAAAACACAUAAAACACACAGCCACGGAAUGGCUUCCACACAUGGUGAUAGGAAUGUCCAUCACAACAUUGAUCCAUUCCAGUAUUGCCUUAUUGCAGGUCCAUCUUGGCAGAAAAUGUUUCCUGUCUGUGUUAGUCAUGAUAUUGAGUCUUUGAUUGUUUUUUGUUUUCCAUUUGAAAUGGCAGUAAUCGUAGAACUAAACAUUCUGGUUUUCAGUCCAAAGUUUUUGCCUUUGUCCAGACAUACUGAACGUGAAUAC